AGAGCAGCAUUCAGAGUUACCGUUCCGUGGGCACGGAUUGCUCAGUUGUUUUUGUUGUAAGAUACAAUGAAGAAGUUCUGUAAAAAUCUUCUGUCUCCAAGGAAAGAAAACUACGAAAAAGCUUAAGAACACGAAAGAGAACAGCUCACUUCUGCAAGAGAAUGUCAACUCUUUCGCCCCAAUCUCAAAGGACAAUAACCCCUAUCGAAAACCCAGACGACACAGGGCCGGCCACUCCGACAAAAAGGAAAGAUAAUUCCUCGAUGAUCGAAGUCCAGAAAUAUGACUUGGCGUCGUCCAAUGAAAGUGAUACCUUCCCUACACGUGACCAGGAUACGACUACCCCAACAAAACAUGACACAGCGUCAUACAGAUCGACCAAAGCUGAUGAACACAACUCACUCCAUGAUAGUCAUAACGAAAACGAAACUCGUGGGCAUGGGUACACAAGAAAUGAUGACGUAAUAUCACUGCAAAACAUCAAUAGCCUCCACACGAAAAGCGAUGUAGAGUUCAUCAAAGCUCACAACGACCAAGACAGCAUUGAAGCAGAUGCCCACCGCAGUGAUGAAGACAACGGGUUUUACAGCGAUGAAAGCAAGACAAAACCCAAAACUUACGAGUCAGAAGAAGACGAUUUUUACGACGAUUCGGGGCAUAAAAACAGUCUUGGGUUUACACCAUUGUACAAAGAACAUCAACUCCAGGCGGAUGGGAGCAGCGAUGGACGUAACGCUAGCAUGGCAAUUAACGAAGAACAAGGCAUUGAUUUUGAUUCGGGUUCAAGAUUUGAUACAGGAGAAAACUUAGACACAAAGCAAAGUUUACAACAAAAUGAAAAAUCCGACAUUCAUAUUGAUUUUGAAGAAGACACCGUUGGAACAAACAACGACGGAAUAUCCACGAGGGAAAAUCUAAAUGAAAACAACACUACCACGACUGAUUACAAGAAGGACCAAGUCGAUAAUCAAAAUAAAGAAGACGUUAGCGGCGAUGUAAGUCAUUACCGCGACAUGACCCCUGAACACAGGAAACAAAAAGACCAAGAAGAUUCUAGAAACUCGGAAUUAUUUCCGUCAACAUUAAGUCUCAAAGCGACAGACAACCAGACAGACAAAGAGCUGCAAGACGGCAUUCAAUCUACAGGAGACAGCCAAAAUGAGCCAAAUAAAAAUUUAGAAUUUGGUACAGAAAACCUGAAUGGUGAGCUAAAUCUGGACGACUCAGUUGAAAGUUCUUAUUUCGCAAUGUUUAAAAAAACCUCGGAGCUGGAAGAUCAGCCAGAUAAAAAAUCUGAAAAACAAAACCAAACACAUGAAAAAUCUUCCAAAAUUUUGGAUAACAACGACAAAACAAGUGGUAAAUCGGGAGAACAGGAAGUGGGCUUAGACGUCAAGAAAACGGUUGUUGCAAAUAGCGAAACAAACAUGAAUAAAAAACCGGAAGAAUCGAAUUCUCGACAUGAUUCAGCAGGUGGCGAUACUAAAAAUGAGAAAUUUCGUCAUUUAGACGACAAAGACGACCGAGAGAAUAAAAAAUAUCUGUAUUAUCUAAACAAUGACGUCAGUGAACCAGACGACCAGAACAUCGACCGAGGAACCCCGGAGAAAUUGUUUAGCCGUACUCACUCCACUCGCGACGACGCCAGACCAGAGAACCUGAUGAUCGACUUGAACACAGAGCACGACUACGACCAGUACAGCAAUCAAAGGGUUCGGUACACCUACGCCCUGAAGCCUGGCACCAGCCCCAGAAAACCCGGCACCCCCGGGUACGGCGAGACCAAGGCCAUCGACCGUCUCAUGCACGGGCCUUACUCCAUCAGCCAGAAGGUCACCCACAAAGUCUCACCCAGGAAACCGGCGCAGGGCAGCAGGAGUAAGCCUCAGGUCGUUAAACACAGCAAGACACAGAAGAAAGAUGGCGGCGAGAAGGGAGCAGGCGAGCUUCAUGAAAAAUCCGGUCGCAACAAAAAGGUUAAAGGUCAGAUUUUGGACCCGGUUUCGAGGAAAGAUGAGAAGGAGGAAAAACAAAAUCUUACGCAAGAUAAAACAUCGACAGGAACAAGAAACGAAAAGAUGGAUGGUGAAUUGUCACAGGCAGAUAAAGACAGUGGUGAAACAUUGCUUCUUAAAGAAGAUAAUACAUCUGGCAACAUCAAUAAUGUUGAAGUGGUUGCUGAGUUAGAAGGUGGACAACAUACAAAAUCAACAGAGCAAGACUUGACACACACAGCACAGGCAAACACUGUGGACGUGCAUACAAAACCCGAUGAAAAACUUAACGCAAAACCCAAUAAAAAACAUGAUGAAAAAGUCGAUGAAAAAAAUGUUGUUGGUUCAAAAGGUACAAGCGCUGUUCAGCAGAAGGGAAUCUUCAAUAUACUGAAAAGAGACACAAAAAAUAAGAAAGUAGACCAAGAACAGAACACACCUAUUGAAAAAACAGACAUUACUAAGAAAGAAGCGGAAGCAACUCUAUCAAACAAAGAAGGGGAGACGAAAAACUCACAACAAGAAAAAGAGACAACGAUAAACAAAGAAAACGGGAUCGCUUUGAAAGUGUUAGCGAGAAGUUUAUCUAAACAGGACGGUGAGGAAACUGUCCCUAAAACAAAUGGAAAUUUGCCCAAUGGUAAUUUAGACUCACCAAGUUUGGUCAGAAUAGAACAAGAAAAGACGAAAAAUGCGACGAAAGGAAAAGAAAAAAGCAAACCACAAAAACAAGCCGAACAGCCGACAACAAAAACAAAACCCGCCGAGAAAAAAUUAGCAAGUGUCAGAAAGUGGUUCGGGGGAAAGACAAGUUCUCCCUCGACUAAGUCAAGCGAGAAAACAGGUUCAAAAUAUGUACCGGCCGCGGCAACGACUACCCCUCCCACCGCCCGGUCUGUGAAUGGAAUCGUCAUCACGACAGAGCAGGAAGAAAAGGCUGGGACUACGGUAGAGAAGGGGACUGACCCCAACUCAAAACCCAAGGAUUCAAAGUCCGAAACCAAGCAAGGGGAGACGGAGGAAACAACGACGUUGACCGUCGUAGACGAGACGACGUCGGACGUCCAGAGCAGCGUCGGCAACGUCGUACUAGCCAACAUCAAACGCAAGCUCAAAGACAAAACCCUCUCCAGCUCCAACACCUCACUUCCGGUUCACGGCCUCUCAAGGUCGCCCUCGCCGGAAACGAGUUUCGGCAGCGCGGGGUCCAAAUUCGGCAAGGCGGCGCACAAGACACAGAGCAUGAGCUCCCUCAAGGUGCCCGGGCUAUCGCCCCGUGAGCAUACGCUGGACGAGGACAACUUCUCCAUGUCCUCCCGCAGAGACUCCGCGCGUCACUCUCUCGACUCGGCGUCCAGGAAGUCCGUCGACUACCGGAUACGGAACGCCACCACGGCCGUGCAGCCGUUCGCGGAGGAAAAGCCCAAAUCAGUUUUGACGAACGACGAGAAUUUCAUCAUGAACGCCAUCCCCUACCUUCCCCUCAGCCUAGCCAUCAUUUGCUUGUUUCUAAAUAUAGUUCUUCCAGGCUCUGGCACGGCGUUGAGUGGCUUGUCUAUACUGUGCUGCGGACAGGCGAGAAUCUCCAACAAAAGUGACCAGAUUUUUACCACGCUGUGUGCCAACUGCAUGGUCGGUUUGGCUCAACUUUUCACCGUCACCUUCAUGCUGGUCGGAUGGUUCUGGUCCAUCGGUUGGGGCAUUCAGAUGGUCUCGCUCUCGGUCCAACAUCGCGAGGAAAUGAAGCAACAGAGAACCAAAGAGUUGCAGGCUCUAGCACUCAGUGCUUUUGGAUCUCCAAAACGUGGGGCUGGUCCGUUUGGAACGUGAGGACCCCUGACCAAAGCAGACCCAGAGCAUACGUAUAACCACGUCAACAACAGCAACCCGUCACCCCCAGUUUAAGAGAACUGUCAUUGAGUAGCCGCCGGAGGUAGAAUCUAUGACGUAGGAGACACAUGACGCCCUAAGUCCAUCACUGACUACAUUUCUCAUCUCACUUCUGCUUCAAAGACCAUAUAUAAUAUUUUGUUAGAUUAUAAUUUAUAACAAAAUGACGAUUUUUUUGUGUAUUUUCAAACGAUGGCUCCUUUGUCGAAACUAUUAUUAACUAUUAUUCU
Messenger RNA from Physella acuta, 4114 nucleotides. RefSeq lists its product as uncharacterized. Gene Ontology annotation, biological process: taxis; sensory perception of mechanical stimulus; proprioception. The record is from RefSeq and is a predicted model, not a curated record. NCBI's taxonomy places the organism in Eukaryota, Metazoa, Mollusca, Gastropoda, Physidae. Gene Ontology annotation, cellular component: sensory dendrite.